This is a messenger RNA of Ornithorhynchus anatinus (platypus), 6057 nucleotides long. RefSeq names its product mastermind like transcriptional coactivator 1 (gene MAML1). Gene Ontology annotation, biological process: Notch signaling pathway; positive regulation of transcription of Notch receptor target. The transcript has 5 exons. NCBI's taxonomy places the organism in Eukaryota, Metazoa, Chordata, Mammalia, Monotremata, Ornithorhynchidae. Gene Ontology annotation, molecular function: transcription coactivator activity. Gene Ontology annotation, cellular component: nucleoplasm; nuclear speck. The coding region runs from base 83 to 3103 and encodes 1006 amino acids. The record is from RefSeq and is a predicted model, not a curated record.
CCUGGCCCUGGCCCUGGCUCUCGCUCUCGCCUCCUUCGGCCUCUUGGCCCCGUUGGUGGCCCUCGCCGCGGGCCCCCCCCCGAUGGUGCUGCCCCCCUGCCCCAUGGCGGACUUCGUGCCGCCGCGGCACAGCGCCGUCAUGGAGCGCCUCCGCCGCCGCAUCGAGCUGUGCCGCCGCCACCACAGCACCUGCGAGUCCCGCUACGAGGCCGUGUCCCCCGAGCGGCUGGAGCUGGAGCGCCAGCACACCUUCGCCCUCCACCAGCGCUCCAUGCAGGCCAAGGCCAAGCGGGCCGGCAAGCACCGCCAGCCCCCGGCCCCGCCGCCGGCCCCGGCUCCCGCCCCCGCCGCCGACCGACCCGCCGCCGCCGCCGCCGGACCUCCCGGACCUCCCGGACCUCCCGGACCUCCCGGACCCCAACUGCAUGAAACAUUGAAAAAGAACCUGGAGGGUGCCAUCUCACCACAGAACGGCGAUCAGCCAAAUGGCUACGGGGAUGUGUUUUCGGUGUCCAAGAAAAUGUGGCGCCACGACCCUCUAGGCGGAACAGUUCCCGCCAAUGGGAUGCCCCCGCCAUCACCGCGGCGCCCUCUCAAGUCGUGCGGGAGCGAAGCCUCUCAGACAAAUGGGCCGGUGGGCCCGGACUCCAAGUGCCUCCCGGAGGCCGGCCUGCGGCCGAACGGGCGCGGGGGUCCGGACGACCCGGCGGCUCCGGGCCCCGGCAAGGAGCCGAAGCAGGAGCCGGCAGACGACUUACCCAGCCUGGUGGCCGGAGCCGGAGCCGCCGGUGCCCAGAGUAGCCUCAUGUCCGACCUGAACUUGAACGAGCAGGAGUGGAAAGAGCUCAUCGAUGAGCUGAACCGCUCCGUUCCCGACGAGGACAUGAAGGAUAUCUUCAAUGAGGAUUUGGAGGAGAAGAAGGAGCCUGAGACUCCGAGCUCUGCCAUGCGGACACCCCCGGCGCAGGAGGUCCUCGUCAAGACGGAGUUCUCGCCCGCCGCUUUUGAGCAGGAGCAGCUCAGCUCUCCCCGGGGAAGGGGGGCAGCCGGGCAGGGCUUCGGCCCUGGGGGCACCGCUUCUCCACACCCCGUGUUCCAGCUGGGGGCUGAUGCACCGAGCCGGACCUCGAUGCAGGCGGCCAACCUGCAGCCGCCCGGCGGGGCCAGGCCCGUGCUUCCCGGACCGGGGCCGGCCAAGGAGAUGUCCUCAGCCCACCAGCUCCAGCAGAUGGCUGCCAAGCAGAAGAGGGAGCAGAUGCUGCAGAGCCAGCAGGCCCAACAAGCCCACCAGACCGGUCAGCUCUCUGGCUGGCAGCCGGCUGGGCCCGCCCACAGUCCCCUGGCCGUCUCCUACGGCCUGGAGGGCCCCGCCAGCCCCACAGUCUUCCAGCCGGACUUCGGGGGCCAGAAGCUCAUGAUGCCCAAAAUGCCGACCAAGGGCUCCCCCCGGCCCCCAACCGCCUAUCACGUGAGCUUGUUGUCCCAUCAGGCCGGGAGCCUGAGCAGCCAGAACCUGGUUAACGGCCAGGGCCCCGUACUGGACUACGGCAACACCAAGCCCCUUUCUCAUUACAAAGCGGACUGUGGGCCGGGCGGCCCUGGGCCUGGGCCUGGCCCGAAUAAGUCCCCCAUGUUGGCCUACCUCCAACAGCAGCUGCCACCGCCGCCCAUGAGCGAGGAACCGAGCGGGAUGUUUAUGUUGAAGCAGAAGGCCGCCAAUGGGUCCUUCAGGCCGCUGGUUCCGCAUGGCCAGGACCAGAAUCCUCCGGCUCCGGUCCCCCGCGGGCCCGGCCCGGGACCCCUCGCCUCGGGUGGCUGCGGGGCAGGAAGCCAGCCUCCGGCUGUGUCCAUGGCCAACACCCACAACGGCGCGGCCUACCUGGGCUCCCAGCAGCAGCAGCAGCAGCAGGUGGCGGCGGCCAUGAAGCAGCAUCACAUGUUACUGGAGCAGCAGCAGAAGCAUCUGCUGAUGGAACAGCAGAAGCAGUUUCUCUUGGGGCAAAGGCAGCAGCUGCUGGCCGAGCAAGAGAAACAGCGUCAGGAACAGCAGCUGCAGCGGCACCUGACCCGCCCUCCACCUCAGUACCAAGAUCAAGCCCAGACCACUUACCAGCAGCAGGCUGGACCGUUCCCAGGAUCUCCAACAGCCAUGGCGGGAGUGAGCAGCCUGGGCCCACCCACCUCGAGCAGCCCCCGGAUGUUUCCGCAGCCUCAGAGCAUGGUCCAGGUCGGGCCGGGGUCCAGCUCAGUGCCCUCGUCGGCCCCGGCCUCCAGCCAGCCGGACCGGGCCGGGCCCCGCUUCCCCAGCCUGCAGGCUCUGCAGCAGCAGCAGCAGCAGCAGCAGCAUGGGGGCCUGUACAGCGUUGCCCCCGGCAUGCCCCAGAUGGGCCCUCAGCACACAACAUCCAGUGCCAACGGGCAGCCCCAAGUCCAGCGGCAGCCUGGUCUCGGCCCGGCUGGCACCGUCCCUGCAGGCUAUGGGCAGAGCACCGUGGCCAACUCUGGGCUCUCGCAGCAGCAGCACAAGGGGGCCCUGAAUCCUGCCUUGUCCAAGCCGCAGUUGUCCAGAGGGCCGACGGUCCUGGGAGGGCAGAACCCCUCGUGGCAGCACCCGGGCCUCUCUGCUCUGAACAGCCAGGGGCCCGCGACCAGCAGCCUGGGUCCCUUCGCGGCCGGUACCGCCUUCCACGUGCAGCCGGUCCACCUGAAACUGGCCGGUCAGCCGUUCCCCCCGGGGGUGGCCCAGGUAUCCCUGAGCGGCGGCCGGCCCACAGCCCCACUGGCUGCCGGGGGGCAGAUGAUGCCAGCCAUGGGCACCCCCCAGAGGACCAACCCCCCGCCACCGCCGGGCCUGCCUGGGUUGGGCCAGGUGGUCCCAGACCUGACCCCAUUCGGCCAGGGCCGCACCUCCCUGCACUGCGGUCAGGGUUACCAGGUGAGGACGCCAACCCAAGAGCUGCCUUUCGCCUAUGGCGGCGGGCAGGUGGGCAACGGGGCCGUGCAGAACCUCCCUGGUGACGCCGACCUGAUCGACUCCCUGCUUAAAAACAGGACUUCGGAGGAGUGGAUCAACGACUUGGACGAGCUCUUGGGCACCCAUUGAAACAGAGCCUGUCGCUCAGAGAGAGUGGGGGGUGAUGGGGAGUGGCGGGGGAACCAAUCACGGAGGGGUCUGGUGGCGUUUCUCCAGGCAGUGGAGGAGUUUUUGUUCUCCUUUUCAAGGGAUGGCGCAUCUACACUUGGACCAAAACCACGGUGAAUUGUGGGGCUAGGGGUGUGGGGGGCGUGUCCCCGGGCGGGGACUGUCUGGAGACUCCUGGCGGGUUGGGGGAUUGCACGUUCUAGAGUGGCCACGUGAUCGUGGGGUGGAAAGAAGGCUUUUGUUUUAAAAGCUUAGAAAAAAAAGUGCCUGGGCUUGGGGCAGGCGACUGGACCAUGCCAUUGUCUAGCUACUCAGUUAAUUGUCCCGUCGUCUCCCAGGGGAAUAGCGGCCCCUUCCAUUUUCAUUCUCUCUCGUGGGUGAGCGAUAGGAUGUGGUGUGGUCAUCAGAGAGACUUCCACGCUUUUUUCUCAAAGAGAGCACAUGUACGAGAGCACCCCCACUCAGUGGCUACCAUGCAGCAAGGGCAACUCAGCAUUUGAGCGUGCUGGUGUGGUUUGCAGACCCCCCACUCUCCACCCAAAGAACAGGCUCCCCGAGACCCCGGGCUCUAACCUCAUUAGAUUUAAAAGGGGCAGUCUGAGCGCAGACCCUCUGUUGGUCUCACCUUUUUUUCACCCUUCCCCUGCCUCCGGCUCUGCUGCAGUGGCUCCCCCACAGCUCACUUGGGCUCCCACCAUAACACCCCAGAGUGGAGAUGGGGCUAGAUUCUACCUGGAUCAACCAGGCAAUCAUUUGGAUCCGGAUCUCCACGUGGGGUGGCUGCCCCUCAGCUGCAGGGUUGGCUGGGGGUGUGACUGGGCAUGAAACAGGGAAGCUCGGAGUCAAAAGGCGGUCCGAGGGGGUGUUGGGAGUGUGGGGGUGACCUCUCGGUGCAGUAAGGUUCAGGGGAAACUCGAGAGGGAACCAUUCCCCUGGAAAACACAAAGGUCCCUUCUCUAAAGACUCCUUUUUGCUCUCCAGAAGUCCCCUUUUGAAAACCCUGUCCUUCCGGGUGGCCUGAGACAGGCACUUUCUGUCCCCUCUGCCUCCACCCAACUCCCAUCCCUGUCUGGGCCCCAGGGGCUGGAGGGACAAAGGCUGCAGCCAGUGGUGGGGGCAGAAAAGCUGAGAUUUGGCUCCCAGGGAUUUCUUCCUCCAUUUCUUGGCAUGUUGAGUUUCAGUAUGUUAUAACCUGCUGGCCUCCACCUCCCAAAUCUCCAGAAUUUGCCCGCUCCCUGGCCCCAUGGACUCCCCCCACUUCCAGCUGUUGGACGAGCAUUUGCCAGGUUGAAUUUUGUGUCCGUCCGUUCCUCCCCCCAGCUUAAUUUCUUGGCCAAGUUCAUUAUCGUGGCGAGGAGGGUUACUUUCCAAUAGGGAAUAUCAAGAUUUUAAGUGGGAGUUGUGGGGAGAGAGUGGAUAGUGGGGUUACAGAGGGUGGGGGUUCCUGUUUGGGGAGCUAAUUAUACAAAAUGGGAUGUAGCCUUCUGGAAGGAUUUUUUUUAAUUUUUUUUUUUUUGGUGGACUUUUUGAUCUGCAACUCCUCGUCAGACAACUUGCACUUUUUUGGAAAAGAACAGCUUUUGAACACUAACAUUUCCUUAAACCCUUUUGAAAUAUUUAUGUAGCUUAUUUUGGUAUUUCCCGCAAACUUGCAUUGAGGGCACUUGAGCGAGUGGAAGAUGUGGCUGAGCGGAUCUCUCUGUGGGAGCAGCUUGUCACUGGACAGACCCCAAGGCGGGUGCUUACUCCCCGCCACACACAGACACACACCCUGCCAGUCCAAAAAAAUGGAGAAACUCAUCGCAGCAAGGGACGUAUGCUCCAUCUGGAAGGCCUUUCCAAAGUGCGAGUGGGCUUAACCGGGCAGAGGCUGGAAGUCAUGACCUUGGAGAUGCGCUUUGUCCACUAGCAGGGGUUGACCAUCCUAUCCAGAGGAAUGGUUUGUGAACAGUAACUCAAGAGACAAACCUAUCAUGUCGGGGUGGGAGGUUGGAAGGGAGGGUGGGAACUGUGGGGACUUGGUAAUUGUUUUGCACCAGCUGUGCCUUUUCGAGGGGUCUGAUAGACACCCUCUCUCCCCUCCAACUAUUCAGAUGCACAGGAGGGAGGUGGGAGCUCCACCUCCCUCCGCCCAUCCACACUCCUCCCCUAUGUGUUUCAAACAUUAAUGUUUUGCUCUCAGAAGCAAACCAUAAAAACAAAAUAAAGCCAAAAGACCAGAGUCCGGUGCCCAUUGAUUUCCAUGACCUGGAGGAGAGCUGCUGUGGCACGCUUCCAGGGAAAUGGUUACGGUGUCUGCGGUGUCAAGUGUGCGGAAGUGGGCCCUCUGCUCACUGCCUCUCCAUACCAGUGCUCAGAGAGUUUGACCCAGCCGGUGCCCCCGGCCCCACCUUCCCAGCAAUAACUCGCGAUUCCCUUGGCCUGGCCCAGGGAGAGCUGCCCAGGGUUUUAUUUAUGAACUCUAUUUUUGGGGUGUGUGGAUGGGGAGCCAGCUUCACUGUCCUCUCCCUCCUUCCCCUUGCCACCCCAACCUCAGCUCCAGUGACAAGGGUGCUCAGAUUUCUGUUCUACACAUUUCCUUUGUGUAAAUAAAUGUUUACAGUUUUAUAUGAAAGAUUGAAUGAGUUAGAUCUUCUGACUGUAUAUUUUUUACUUUUUAUAGAUUUUAAAACUGUAUAAUUCUUUAUAUGUGUGUGUCAGAGGGGAGUCUGGUUUGAUGCUUGUAAAUGGAGACCCAUUGAUUGCUAACCUUUUAUGGCGGAUUUUGUCACGAAAAUGUAUAAAGAUCUAUUAACCUCCCACCCCACCCCCACCCCCAUUCUUCUACACCACUUAAACUCUGGUGCACACCAAAAAGCCCUUCACUUUUCUGUUUUCCCAUUAUAAGAAAUAAAAGUAUUUUGCUAUUAUGAAAA